AUGGCUGAAGAAAAUAUCGACCCAAAGCAUUUUGUUCUGGUGCAUGGUGUUUGCCAUGGCGCCUGGUGUUGGUAUAAGCUUAAACCACUAUUGGAGUCUUCUGGCCACGAGGUCACAGCUAUCAACCUUGCAGCUUCUGGCAUCAACACAAAUAAAAUUGAAGACGUUCAUACGUUUUCUGAGUAUUCUAAGCCUUUGUUGGAUUUCUUGACUUCGCUUGCUCCAAAUGAAAAGGUGGUUCUUGUGGGACAUAGUUUUGGAGGGUUGAGUAUAGCACUUGCUAUGGACAAUUUUCCAGAAAAAAUACAAAUGGGAGUUUUUUUAACAGCUCAUAUGCCUGAUACCCAACACAAACCAUCAUAUGUAUCAGAACAGUUCAUUGAGAGAUACCCAGUUAAGGAAUGGUUAGACUGUGAGCUCUCAUCCCGUGGAAGCAAAACGUCAUUGCUUUUUGGUCAUAAGUUCUUGUCCACUAAGCUCUAUCAACUCUGCUCCACCGAGGAUUUGGAAUUGGCCAAGACUUUAAUAAUGCCAGGGUUACUUUUUUCUGAAGAGUUGUAUAAGGCAAAGAAUUUCUCUAAAGAGGGAUAUGGGUCUGUUCCACGUGCUUUUAUUGUUUGCAAUGAGGACUUAGUAUAUCCAUUGGAGUUUCAGCAAUGGAUGAUCCAAAAUGCUGGGAUUGAUGUGGUGCGAGAGAUCAAAGAAGCAGAUCAUAUGGCUAUGCUUUCCAAACCCCAAGAACUGUGUUCAUCUCUCCUCGAAUUAGCUAAUAAAAGCGUAGAGCAUGAAAAUCCAAUAUCUGGGACUACGAUUUGCGAGAUCAAAAUUGGCAUUCAAUCCGAAGAAGGAAUGAAAUUAGAGGACGAAUCUGAAGACGAAGAGGAGAACCUUAACAUUACUAACUUUGAAGUUUAUGAUUAUAAUCCUGUUUAUGAUGAUUAUCCAAUCUAUGAUGAUAAUUCAAUUUAUGAUGAUUAUCCAAUUUACGGUAAUUAUCUAACAUACGCUGAAAAUUCAGUUUAUAAAGAUCAUCCAGUCUAUGAUGAUCAUUCUGAUCGAGAAUCAGAUGAUGAGGAUCUAAUAAAGGAAGAAUUAUCAUUUGAGUUUGGGUACAUUACAUACAUGAACAAGGUAUGUUAUUGUGUAGCAGAGGCUCAUGUUCUGUCUCUGUUGCAAAAAUGCAGCACCCUAACCUCACUGCGAGAGGCGCGUCAACUCCACGCCCUCAUAUUAACUACUACCACCUCCUUCGGCUCCCAUUCUCCCUUUGUGUACAACAACAUCCUCUCCAUGUAUGCACGUUGUGGUUCACUCAGGGACUCCCACCUUGUGUUUGACAAAAUGCCUCAUAGAACUCUUGUUUCUUACAAUGCGCUCCUUGCAGCCUAUUCUCGAGUAUCACACCAUGCCAUUUCAGCCCUAAAACUGUAUACCCAGAUGGAAGCUAGAGGUCUUAUGCCCUCCAGCAUGACUUUUACUAGCUUACUGCAAGCAUCUUCCUUGCUUGAAGAUUGGUGGAUUGGAUCUUCACUUCACGCCAAGGGCUUGAAGUUGGAUUGUUUGAAUGAUGUUUGUGUCCAAACUUCUUUGCUUAAUAUGUAUUCUAAUUGCAGGGAUUUGAGUUCUGCUGAAUUGGUUUUUCGGGAUAUGCCUGAUAGAGAUGAUGUUGCUUGGAAUUCUUUGAUUGUAGGAUAUCUGAAGAAUAAUGAGAUCAAGGAAGGUGUUGGUCUCUUUAUUGCAAUGGUGAGGUUUGGUUUUACCCCAACCCAAUUCACGUAUUGUAUGGUUUUGAAUGCUUGUAGUCGUCUGAAAGAUCAUCAUUCUGGGAGAUUGAUUCAUGCUCAUGUAAUUGUUAGGAAUGUGUCACCCGAUUUGCAUCUGCAAAAUGCUCUGCUUGACAUGUACUGCAAUGUUGGCAAUACACAAACAGCAUAUAGGAUUUUUAGUGGAAUGGAAAACCCGGAUUUAGUUUCUUGGAACUCGAUGAUUGCUGGGUAUUCUGAGAAUGAGGAUGGAGAGAAGGCCAUGAAUUUGUUUGUCCAGCUACAGGAAUUGUGUUUUCCUAAACCAGAUGACUAUACUUAUGCUGGCACUAUAUCUGCAACGGGUGCAUUCCCAUCUUCCAGUUAUGGAAAACCUCUUCAUGCGCAGGUAACUAAAGCGGGAUUUGAGAGAAGUGUGUUUGUAGGAAGUACUCUAGUGUCUAUGUAUUUCAAAAAUCAUGAAACUCAAGCCGCUCAGAGAGUAUUUGAUUCAAUCUCAGCAAAGGAUGUUAUUCUCUGGACUGAAAUGAUCACUGGUUAUUGUAAAAUGACUGAUGGAAUGAAUGCAAUUAGAUGCUUUUAUGAAAUGUUUCAUGAAGCCCAUGAGGUCGAUGACUAUGUUCUCAGUGGAGUUUUGGGUGCAUGUGCUGACCUUGCAAUUCUAAGACAAGGUGAAAUAAUUCAUUGUUACGCUGUUAAAUUGGGUUAUGAUGUUGAAAUGUCUGUUUCUGGGAGUCUAAUUGAUAUGUAUGCCAAAAACGGUAGCCUCGAAGCUGCAUAUUUGGUAUUUUCUCAAGUUUCAGACCCAGAUUUGAAGUGCUGGAACUCAAUGCUUGGAGGAUAUAGUCACCACGGAAUGGUGGAGGAGGCAUUGAAACUUUUCGAGGAGAUUCUUGAACAAGGUCUGGUUCCAGAUCAAGUGACAUUCUUGUCUCUAUUGUCUACUUGCAGCCACAAUAGGUUGGUUGAGCAAGGAAAAUUCCUCUGGAAUUAUAUGAACUUAAUUGGUUUGGUUCCUGGACCUAAGCACUACUCUUGCAUGGUAACUUUGUUGAGUCGGGCAGCAUUACUGGAAGAGGCAGAAGAAAUUAUCAAGAAAUCUCCUUAUAUUGAGGAUAAUUUAGAACUGUGGAGAACUUUGCUAAGUGCCUGUGUCAUAAAUAAAAAUUUGAAUGUGGGAGUUCAUGCAGCAGAGGAAGUUUUGAGAUUGGAUGCAAAAGAUGGUCCAACGCUUGUUUUGCUUUCUAAUCUAUACGCUGCUUCAGGGAAAUGGGAUAAAGUUGCAGAAAUAAGAAGAAAUAUGAGGGGAUUGAUGCUGGAGAAAGAUCCAGGGUUAAGUUGGAUUGAGGCCAAGAACAACAUUCAUGUGUUCUCUUCCGGAGAUCAAUCACACCGUAAGGCUGAUGAGGUGCUGGCUGAACUGCAGAGGCUAAAAAGAAAUAUGAUUAGAACAGAAAACGAUAGCAGUGAGGCACAAAUACAGGCUGCAUAAGGCUAAGCUUAUGCUCUAGAGGUGGAAUUUAAUUCAAAGACAAGUGAAAUAUAUAGAGAAACU
Messenger RNA from Gastrolobium bilobum, 3318 nucleotides. Its product is annotated as pentatricopeptide repeat-containing protein At3g50420. Lineage: Eukaryota; Viridiplantae; Streptophyta; Magnoliopsida; Fabales; Fabaceae. The transcript has 6 exons. The record is from RefSeq and is a predicted model, not a curated record. Gene Ontology annotation, molecular function: protein binding; RNA binding. Gene Ontology annotation, biological process: RNA modification. Bases 1 to 3255 code for a protein of 1084 amino acids.